CCUUCCUCCUUCUUCACUCCUUCCUACGUGGGAUUAAACCGGGUUUGAAAAUAGUGGCGUUACACGUCAUAGGUGAGGCAAGUGCGUGCUCUGAGCCGCACGGGAAGUGGCUGAUCACGAUCGAAACUUCGUCGAUGCACGUAUUCGAAGAUCGCAAGUGCAUCGAGAUUCUGGAAAUUUCAGCGGCUCUGGACCCUUAAUUCUGCGUGGGAAUAAACGUCACUUAUUCACGUCACUUUAGAGCCGUUGACCUCUAAGAGCAUCCACAUUUCAGCAAAUCCACUCCUGGUUAUGGCUAUGACACAACGCUAUGGCUCAUGAACCCAAUGACGUUACACGCUUUUCUUCAAAGGCGGGACUGACUCCAGUCAAUAUGCAACCAAACGACAAUCGUCAACUAUCAAUGCCCAAUCCUCCGGACCAGUCAUUGAAACGUCACAUAUCCCAGACCCAGGGCUCUAACGUGGGUAACAUCAAACGUCAACGCAUUUCCAUCGACAAAUCACCUCAGCAGCUCACCUACAGUGACGUUCCUCAAACCCCAGGGUCUAGUUUUACCCUUGUUGAUAAUCCUCAAUCGACCAACGCCGACACAAUCGCGUCUUCAUACACCUCGUUGGACCCCUCUCCGCGAGAACCCCAAGACCCUUAUGACGACCCUUAUGAUGAUCCAGAGUUCGAUCAAAUCUUUGAGAGCCUCACUGGGCCCAAUUCUACUGACAAGUCAGGAACGUCACCGCUUUCAGCCGACAGUGAUGAAUUUGCUCUGAAACAGUCGGACCAGGAUGCUUUGGCGGAGUUUUUGGAGGAAGAACUCUAGGAAAAGCCUCAACAACCGCCAUCGAGCGUUCUGCGUACAUGGAGCGGUAACUCCAGAUCAGCGGACGAGUAUGACCCGCUAUUACAAUACUCUUCACCGCGUCCAAUAGCCGAUAUACCAGAGGUCAAUGUCGGAUAUACACCUUUGGAUGAAGGUAUAGACUGGAGCAACAUCCAAGAACACACCCGCAAUGAGACAAAACUUGGAUCGACGGUCGGUUUCACAACUAUGAACGGGAGCAAAGCCCCCGAACAUGAAUCACCGAUUGCUAGACGCAAAACAUUGAUCUUUUCGCAAUCUCGAUCAUCAGCACCCACAAAUAGCCAGAGCUCAGCCAUAUUUACAGGAAAUGUUUUGCUGAAACCCUUCAAAACGUUCUUCGAUCUUCAAGAGCUUGUAGAUGCGAAAACUCAAAUUUUCCGAAAUCAGCCUGACAUUACCUUUGAACUCUUCGCUCGAGUCAUCUAUUCAAGCCGCGAGAACUUCUACAAGAAACAGUAUUUUCGAUUUCAAAGCCUACUCAAAAAUAGCCCACCUUACUUGAACGGGGCACUUCUGGCUUAGGAGGUCGGGAGUCCACUUGACUGUGCAGCUCAGGAGCUGCUGAAAGCCAAAGCAUCACGUAUGAAGUGCUUUUGUCGGUGUAAAUUGCGAUCGGACCUAAGGGCAGAGAUCGGUUGGGGCUUAUCAGUACUGGAGAUCCGUCCCACAACCUGGAAAGAGAUCCAGGGGGCUAUGGAUGUGCUCGGGAGACAUGACCUGGACGAGCCAGGGAGUUCAAAUGGGAAUUAGAGUGGGAAUAUGACGGAGUUUUGCUAUGACGGAGAUAGUUUUCGAUUGUGGUGUGUGGACAAAAACGUCACGUCCCGUUGCUAUAAAACUAAUGAUUUACUAUGAAACCCAAUUUCACCAUUAU
Messenger RNA from Fusarium verticillioides 7600, 1736 nucleotides. RefSeq lists its product as hypothetical. The record is from RefSeq and is a predicted model, not a curated record. The transcript has 2 exons. Bases 311 to 820 code for a protein of 169 amino acids. NCBI's taxonomy places the organism in Eukaryota, Fungi, Ascomycota, Sordariomycetes, Hypocreales, Nectriaceae.